UGUGUUUUAUGUCUGCGUCACAACAAGUCACUCGGUCGAGAGCGAGAGGCAGGGAUGAUGGCGUCUCUCGCGGGUUGACUCUCGGCAGCGUCGGCGAACGCGUUCAUCGGCUGCCGUUGGGACAAGGAAAGAAAAGUGGCCGACGAGCGGGACCAUGACGAUACGUCGCGGCGAAAGACGGACAGAGAGAGAGACGGACAGACGGACGGCUUCACGUUGACGGGUUGAUUGACGCGCCGUUUGGCACGGACGCACAGCGUACACACAAACGUAGCUGGCUACAGAGACGCGAAAAAAAAAAAAAAACUGGCGAAAAGAAACGCCAGAAACAUUUCAUGUCAAGCUUUUGUAGUUUUAUCCGGUAACCCCGUGCAGAAAGGACUUCGACCUGUCAGGAUGGGGACAGUGAGCGAAGGAGAUGACGUGCUGGCUCGGUGGAGUGAUGGAUUGUUAUACCUGGGCAAUGUUAAAAGGGUCGAUGAGCUCAAACAGUGCUGCUUGGUUCGGUUUGAGGACAACUCUGAGUUCUGGGUGCUGAGGAAGGACAUUCACUCCUUCUCAGCCGUGAAAGAGGGCGUUUGCUCCGUCUGCGACGCUCCGCCUCUCAAAGAACCGCUGGUCAACUGUCACAAGUGUCGCCAUGGAUAUCACCCUCAGUGCCACACUCCCUCCAUCGAACCCGAAUCCGACUGCAACGCCUGGAUAUGCAGACAGUGUGUCUUCGCAGUUGCGACAAAGAGAGGAGGAGCCUUAAAGCGAGGACGCUUCGCCCGCCUAAUGCAGAUGAUGAAACUGCGGCUGCCCUAUCAGCUUUCAGCUUUGGACUGGGACCCUCAGCACCUGACCAAUCAGCAGCAGUGUUACUGCUACUGCGCCGGCCCAGGAGAGUGGAACCUGAAGAUGCUGCAGUGUGGCGGCUGCGGCCAGUGGUUCCACGAGGCCUGCACUCAGUGUCUGACCAAACCUCUGCUGUACGGGGACAGGUUCUACCAGUUUGAGUGCUCGGUGUGUACAAAAGGACCUGAAACCAUUAAAAGACUACCUAUGAGCUGGGUAGAUUUGGCCCAUUUGGUGCUGUAUCACCUCUCCUUGUGCUGCAAGAGGAAGUAUUUUGAUUUUGACCACGAAAUCCUCUCCUUCGCCAACGAGAACUGGGAUUCCCUGUUAUUGGGAAAGCUGUCCGACACACCCAGACAGGACCGCUGCCAGAAUCUCCUCAACGCUUUGAACUCCCACAAAGACAGGUUUGUCUCUGGGAAAGAGAUCAAGAAGAAGAAGUGUCUGUUCGGGCUUCAGGUCCGCGCUCCUCCACCCUUGACCUCUGACCUUUCACCCCUCAUCACAGAGUCCCCUGUCAGCAUCUCUCACAGGAGAAGCCCCCUGUCAGUUCUCUGUCAGAAGCGUCCAUCGAACCCGGAGUCACGGAAACCCAAGCGCCGCAUGGCGGAUACGCAGCCCCUCCCUCAGGCGGUUGCGGCCAAUCCCCGCGACCUGACCCCUUGUUGCCAUGGUUACGUGGGCGGGACCAGCCUGUUCAACUCCCGGAGACCAGAGGAGGAGCUUCCCUCUGGAUCCCCACCUAAGCGGAUGUUCGCCCUUUACCACCCCUCCUACAGUGGAACUCUGCAUCACUACAGUGUGGAGGACCCCUGUAACCUUCCACCUCCCUGCCUUCCCUUCUCUCGGUCGUCCACCCACCUGCCUGCCCAAAAAGCAGACCCCUGCGCCCCGCUCUUCCUGCGUGAUGUCACAUCCUGUCCCGGCGGGGGCGGGGGUGGGGGCGGGGGGGAGGGGCCCGCGCUGGAGAGAGGGCGGGGGGGUGGCGAGGCGUUGAGGAUUUUGGCAAGACGCGUGACACCUGAAGGGAAGGUCCAGUACCUGGUGGAGUGGGGGAAUGUGAGUGUGUGCUGAGGGAGGAAGAGAAAGAGAGAGAGAGAGAAAUGGAGAGGAAGAGGGAAAGGGAGGGCGAGAAGCCAAACUCACUUAAGAGCUCAGAUGGAUUUUUUUUUUAAAAAGCAUAAACUCUUCAGGGCUGCUGAGUUCGAAACUACAACUUGUGUGCUGAGGGGAGGGGGGGUUGGAUACAGGGAGGGAGAGGGAAAGAGAAUGAGGAGAGAGAGAGAAGAGAAAGGAAGAGAACAGAGUGCAAUGAGAGAGGAAGGAAAAGAGGAAGGGACGGAUGGGACAGAGAUGGGCUGAGAUGAGUGUAUAAGAAAGACAGGGACAUGAGAGAAAGUGUGAAGCAGAGAGAAGGUGAAAGAUUGGGAGAGAGGGAACUUGAGGAGAGGGGAAGGAUUCUAGAACCCCAGAGACAUAGAGGGUGGAAGCCAAGGAGGAGUAGAGAGAUGGAAAGAAGGAAGGAGUGUUGAUAAUGGGUAGCAUCAAGCAGAGAGGAGGACGUCCGCGCGAGUUUUAAUAUUCCCUCCUCUUCUUGUGUGACUCGGCCCUAUCCUGUGGGCCACUCUUUUUAUUUUUUUAUUUCCUAUCUGUUCAAAGUGGUCUUCGCGGUCUCUUCCACCUGACCCGUUUUUAACUCUCUUAAGUUAAAUAUUUCGUUUACACGGUUUAGCAGUGAGUUUUUAUUAUGUUAAUUGAACAAAUAAAAAGAUAUAAUUAAAUAUCAA
Messenger RNA from Anguilla rostrata (American eel), 2624 nucleotides. RefSeq names its product PHD finger protein 1-like. NCBI's taxonomy places the organism in Eukaryota, Metazoa, Chordata, Actinopteri, Anguilliformes, Anguillidae. Gene Ontology annotation, biological process: regulation of DNA-templated transcription; chromatin organization. The record is from RefSeq and is a predicted model, not a curated record. Gene Ontology annotation, cellular component: nucleus. Gene Ontology annotation, molecular function: chromatin binding; DNA binding. The transcript has 15 exons. Bases 397 to 1911 code for a protein of 504 amino acids.